AAGCAAUUAAACUAUUGAUCAUACACAAACUGAAAGAGACCUAUUAAGGUAAAUACCAUAAAACCAUUUUUAAAAAUUCAAUCAAGGGCCCUACAACACCAAUUGGUAUUUACUUAGUAAUCAGUCACGAAACAACCCGUGAACAGAUAAGUUAAAAUUGAAGAAUGAUCGUUAUUGCCGCUAUUCAAUCCAUUAUCUGCCCAAAGAUCUAUUGACAUUAAAAUUGAUUUAAGUGUUACCGUGAUAGUUUUCUUCUUUAGCCAUAAUCGUUGUACUUUGUACCUAAUAGAUCAUAUUAGUUUGCCUAUUUAAAUAAAUCAUAGUAUUGAAGAACAUUUGAACUAUUAUCGCUACCUGUACCAACGUACACCUAUUUUACAUGAUUUAUAUUCCAGAUAUUACAUGAAACGUAAAGAAAGUGAUCAUUACGGUACUAUAAUAGGUAACACUUGUUAAUUAUUUGUAGUUGUUCAUUUGUUUAUAAAAUAUUUUUUAUAAAAAGAAUUAGUUUUUAUUUUAUUUAAAAUUAAUAUUAGGCAUAUUGAUCAUACACAUGGUAAACUUAUCGUAACUGCGAUUUACCUUUCUUUAAAAAUCUUUUAAUAUGUACCGAGAUUUUUCAUGUAGGCCUACUACUGUGUGAUUUGUUUAGUAUUUGAUUUUGAUAUAGAAUGCCAACAACGAACUAAUGUCUUGUACAUUUGCUUUUAGAACACAAACAUAGUUAUGUAUGUAUAUGUGUGAAUGACCGUAACUGCUGCAGCGAUUGUCUACAAAAUCGUUCCCAUAAUGCCUAAAUGAUCAGACUAUCAAAGUAUCAAUUUGUGUCCGUCUUGUUUGAUGAUACACAAUCUGAUACUACAUGUUUAAUUAAGCCGAUUGCCCUGGUCUGUAACAGCGCUCCAACGCCUAGGAUCUAUGACUGUGUCUACGUAGUGAUUAAUCGGCCGACGACGUUCCAAAUUUACCCGAUGUAAUUCGUCUAAAGAAAUGCAUGAUCAACUUGAAUGAAAAGGACGCUAGUUCAGUUGCCAAGCCUAAACAGCUCCUGGUAACAGGCAAUUUUGAGUGUGCACUCAAUCAACGAAUGUGCCUUUACUAUGAAGCGAACAGCAAGUGUUAUCAGUAAGCCCAACAGCAUUGGAGAAACAAGAACCAAAUCGGCUAGACACACAACUUUCGACCACAAUGGAAAUAAGGUUAAGAAAUCUAUUGAUGACGAAAAUUCAAAAGCUGAGCAAGAUACCGAAACAACGACCAGAGUUACCAAUAAACCCCCAAAGAAAACAGUUUCACAAAUUAUCAAAGACAAGAAAAAGCAACAAACACUGACAAUUCAAUGGUUGGAAGAGAACUAUUGUAUAUGUGAGGGAGUAUGUUUGCCUCGCUGUAUUCUAUAUUCUCAUUAUCUUGAUUUCUGUGAGAAAGAACACCUAGAGCCUGCGUGUGCUGCUACAUUUGGGAAGACAAUACGCCAAAAGUUUCCUCAUCUCACUACCCGACGACUUGGAACAAGAGGUCAUUCAAAGUAUCACUACUAUGGAAUCGGAAUUAAAGAAUCAAGUGUUUAUUAUCAUUCGGUGUAUUCUGGAAAAGGAUUAACAAGAUUUUCAGGCGCUCGAUUGAAAAAUGAGGGUGGGUUUAGUAGAAAAUAUUCGUUAGCCUCAAAGACUGGUACGUUACUCCCGGAAUUCCCUUCUGUUGAACACAUGAUUCUGGAACCUGAUCUGGAAAGGGAUAAGCUUGAAACCUUAUUAAUGAUGUAUAAGACACACUGCCAAUGUAUACUCGAUACCAUUAUCAACAACACUAUUGAGGAGUUAGCUGACAUACGCAGCUUUAGCAAACAAUGGGAGGAUUGGAUAAAGACAUCGCUUGAAAAUCUUCCAGAUGCUUUGUAUCAAGCCAAGAUGCCUGUAGCAAGACGAUUUGUUCUUUCCCUCAAACGACAGGCAUCCUUCCUCCAUUUAGCUCAGACAGCUCGGCCAGUUCUCUUCGAUCAGGGUAUCAUUGACCAUAUGAUAAAGGAUAUCGAUCUCAUCGACACCAACUGCAUUGGUUCGCAUGCGUUUUUGAGUCAAACAAAUGAGGAUGCAGAUAACGAACUAAACACGGAAUUUCUCGGGGAAUUCAAGGAACUUUUGAAGAAACAAGCUACUGUGGAAGCAUUUACUGAAUGGUUGGAUCAAGUAGUGGAGAGUAAAGUUUUAAAGAGCAAACAUAGAACGUUAAAGAAGCGAGCCCAAGAUUUUCUGUUGAAAUGGUCGUUUUUUGGCGCACGUGUUAUGCACACGCUGACAUUGAAUAAUGCUACAAGUUUUGCAUCUUUCCAUUUGAUAAGAAUGCUACUUGAUGAGUAUAUCCUAUUGGCAGUCGAAUCUCAAUUUAAUGAUGAAAAGGAUACUGAGCUUCACAACCUUAUACAUAAAUACACUAAUUCUAAUUUAAAUGGGCAAGCUAAAUUACUUCUGAGUCAGCCGAGUACAUGCUUUGCGGCGAAUAGAGCAAAUUUGAUACGUGUAACUAGUUCGACUAGCACAGCCGAUCAAGCAAACAUUAAACGGGAGCAAUUCAGUGAGAUAUAUACAUCUUCACAGUAUUCAACUUAUGCUGGGUUUGAUAGAGACAUGUACUCCUACCCACCGUACUCAUACCCAUAUAGCAUGUCAGCAAGUCAUAUUCCUGCUAAUCGGAUGAUGACUCCGCCAUUGUCACCAGCAAUGUACAAUCCUCGACGAAACAGCUACUCUGUGAAUCAUGAUGUCGAUAAUAUACCGGCAAGUAAAGCUGGAGCAUCUGCACCAUUUAAUGGUCAGCCUCCAAUUAGUUACUACCAAGGAAACGAUUACCAACCGUACUCUAGGCAUACGGGGUCUUAUGAACACUAUCCAAAUACCGGACUGUAUCCCCACCCUACUCUGCGUCAUGGAUACAACAUGGCGUACCCCUCUCAAAAGAGUGGGAUAGAGAAUACGAACCACUACCAAGACCAGCAGUACCGUGAUGAAAAUACUUAUUUUGGAAGUUGUGCACUAACGAAUGCACGGCGAAACGUUAAUACUACCAUAUCGACGAAUUCGUACCGCGCUGAACUGUUUUCUGAUGCGCCGCAUUACACAAUGAACUCUGGAUACAUACAUAGUGAAGGAAGUAAAGUAAAUCAGAUUAAUCCAAUGCAACGGGACAGUACUGGAAGUGCACUGUUACGAAUAUCAACGACAGACUCUUGCUUGAAUUACCAACAACGCACGGGAAGCAAAAAUGUUGAACAUGUUUCGGUGAUUAGUAGCACUUCUGGUGAGGGACGUCACGUGAGUAAUCAGUACGCGUACGAGACUACUGAUCCUUUAAAUCUCUUAGAUUAUGCCCAGCAAAAAGGACCUGCUAAAGGAUUAGCAUAUUCAGACGAGCUCACUCAAGGAAAUCAGCAUGUAGUACCAUAUGGACGAGAAACUAAAAUAAGCAGGCAUCAAACUUCAAACUACGUGCAAGAAAACGCUCUCUAUCACGGAACAUCACAACAAGAACCUGCUCGCCAAGUUACACAUCCUGAAAAUCAAGAUACGCAUCUACCGUCUAUAAACUCAAUGUUUAUGUCAUGAUGAGUGUACAAUUGACCAUUCCAGCGUAUCCAAUCAAACUUAAAGUCCAAUUAAAAUGAGGCUUUUUAAGUUGCUGAUUAUUGAAGUAUUACAUAUGUUUAACAAAUGAGUGGUAAUAAAAUAUUUAUUGUCCCACAAACACGCGUGUUGUUUAAAGCCGGACACUCACUGCGUCGUACGACCGUCGCACGACGAAUCCAACUCCGUUCUCUGUGAUCGAUAGACGACGCGACGCCGUCUGCUGCUUGUGGGUGGCAGUAGUCUGAACGGAUCGUCAUUAAAAACGAUCUGUUGCGCGUCGACCGAUGACCGUCGUGCGCAGGGGAUGCCCGGCUUUACGAAUGCACGUACGUUUACGUUUUCGUUUUGUGAGACCUUAUGUAACAAUAUCUGGGGGGGGGGGGUAUGCAAUCUCUUAUAAAGCUUCCGUUUCUUUAAAUAAAAGAAGUCUAAGAUAAUUAUGUAUAUUUAAAGUGAUUGAAAUUCCUUACAUGUUCAAGUUUAAACAAUUUUGUAGAAUUGGAAGUGUAUUGUUUGUACAUAACUAACUGUGAUAUGCGUUCGUGUUGUAAAUUAGGCCAAAGUGGUUGAAACCGUAUUACAUUUAGACAUAACGUUAUGAAUAUUAGGGUGUAUGCAUGUGCAAUAGGGGUCGUAGACAUAGAUGAUCAUCAGUAUUGUUGUUAAUACAUUUGGUGAAAAUAAACUAAGCUGCAGUGA
Anneissia japonica is the source of this 4322-nucleotide messenger RNA. RefSeq names its product DNA-binding protein RFX6-like. Gene Ontology annotation, biological process: regulation of transcription by RNA polymerase II. The record is from RefSeq and is a predicted model, not a curated record. Bases 1101 to 3602 code for a protein of 833 amino acids. Gene Ontology annotation, molecular function: DNA-binding transcription factor activity, RNA polymerase II-specific; RNA polymerase II cis-regulatory region sequence-specific DNA binding. NCBI's taxonomy places the organism in Eukaryota, Metazoa, Echinodermata, Crinoidea, Comatulida, Comatulidae. The transcript has 18 exons.